AAAAAAAAAAUACAUUACACAUUUUGCCGUUUGCGAAGAUAAGAACGAAUUGUUUUAGCGAUUGGCGAUGAAAUUUUGACAAUUUUUCGUAUAAUUAAGUAAUCUUACGUUCAACUAAUAUUUUGAACUGAAAUUGUGACAUAUAAUUGACUAAAAAACAUCAACCAUGAGUGACCAAUCGAUUGUAGACAAGACUAUGCGAUCAGUUUUCGUCGGUAAUAUACCGUACGAAGUAUCUGAAGAAAAACUAAAAGACAUAUUCAGCGAAGUCGGACCAGUACUUUCGUUCAAAUUGGUUUUCGAUCGAGAUUCCGGUAAACCGAAAGGUUAUGGAUUUUGCGAGUAUAAAGAUCAAGAGACAGCUCUGAGUGCGAUGAGGAAUCUGAAUAAUUACGAAAUCGCCGGACGAAACCUUCGGGUUGAUAAUGCUUGUACUGAAAAAUCUCGACUAGAAAUGCAAUCAUUAAUGCAAAGUACGCAAGUUGAAAGCACUUACGGUGAAUCUAUUAGUGCGGAAAAGGCUCCUGAAGUUAUUAGUAAAACUAUCGCGAUGCUACCGCCUGAGCAAAUGUACGAAUUAAUGAAACAAAUGAAGCAUUGUGUUCAGAAUAAUCCUACGGAAUCGCGACAGUUAUUGUUACAAAAUCCUCAAUUAGCGUACGCUCUGUUACAAGUUAUGAUCGUUAUGAAAGUAGUUGACACGUCGACUGCUUUGGCUAUGCUACAUCCGCGGAAUGUGGUCCCUCCAGUAUUGACAUUAUCAACAACUACCACUCCAUCGACGGUGGUAAAUAAUGGAACAUCGACUUCAUCGUCGUCAUUUUCUGAUACCCGUCCAGUUUCAUCGAGCGAUCCCAAUACUUCAUUUUGGAAUAACAUGAAUAAUAAUAAACCAUCCGGUCCCGUUCCUAGUAUUUCAUCAAUUCAACCACCUCCUCUACCGCCCAUGGUCCCAAUAAAACAGGACUUGGAUAUGCGUACACCGGAUUUAAAUACUAUGAGUAAUCGGUUCAACGAUCAAGAUCUCAGAAUACCACCACAGAUGCCUUCAUUUCCUCAACCUGAAAUGUUUAAAAGAGAUCCGCGUUUACAAAAUCAGCAAAUGCCCGAUAAUAUUCCAUUCCCAGGCUUAGUUCCUCCUCCGGGCAUGAUUCCGCCACCGAAUAUACCAAUGGGAUUAAUUCAAAUGCCCGGAGGUAUGCCCGUCCUACCUCCCAACAUGCCUAGAAUGAUACCACCACCGGGACCUUUGCCAGCUCAUUCUAGACCAUCGCAGCCCCUCAGUGGACCUUCGUCUACCCCGGUGACCAGCGAGAGCGAUAUCAAACCUCCAUUACCGACCAGUGGAAGUGAUAGCGAGAAGAACAAGGCCGAGUUAAUUAUGCGAGUGAUGCAACUGUCAGACGAACAGAUCGCAUUGUUACCGGUCGAGCAAAAACAGAGUAUUUUAGUACUGAGAGAGCAGAUCGCCAAAGCCAGAAGCGCUAAACGAUAAUUUAGCUGCGGUUGUUUGGAAUUAUAUCUCUUCCAUUUGUUCAACAUUCAGUUACCGCUGCAAAAUAUUUUGAGUUGGAAUUAUGACCGAAGUUUGCUAGUUUGUGUGUGUGUGAAUAUUUUUUUACCGGCUUGCCCGGUCGUAUGGUGACAGAGUUUUGCGAUUGUUUUCUGUACUUUCAUCAUUACCUCAUCACUUUUGUAUAUUAUUUAUUAAAUAUAAUUUUUGCGUUUUAAA
Molecule: messenger RNA, 1732 nt
Organism: Planococcus citri (citrus mealybug)
Lineage: Eukaryota; Metazoa; Arthropoda; Insecta; Hemiptera; Pseudococcidae
Product: cleavage stimulation factor subunit 2-like
Exons: 9
Coding region: 167-1495 (442 amino acids)
Biological process (GO): mRNA 3'-end processing
Cellular component (GO): mRNA cleavage and polyadenylation specificity factor complex
Molecular function (GO): mRNA binding
Source: RefSeq, a predicted model, not a curated record